UCUCGCUGCGGUCUUAAUUAUUUUUGAAGAGAUUUUUCAAAAGUUAAGGUUUUUUUACUAAAAUUUUUUGGUUGACUUUUCUAAUUCAAACCAGAAGAUGUCGGGCACAGUGAAAUGUCUGCAAAUUACAGUAUCUAUACUGUGCCUUUUGCUCUUGGCUCUAGGCAUAACGAUCUUAGUCCGUGCUGUUAUGGACUACCAGGAAGUUCCGGAAAAUACUGCAUAUUUCUGUCUAUCGCCUUCAUCCUGGCUGUCAUUACGGUCAUCAUUGGAUUUGUAGCCUCAGCUUUCAUAGUAUCAACUGUAGACGCUGUCUUUAGAAACCACCUUCUUUUCUACCAUAAGAUGGGCAGCAGCAAGUCAUUCAUAGACCACGUACAGAAAGAAAAUAAAUGCUGCGGCUACAACAACCAUGAGGAUUGGUGGAUAUCGGAAGUGCCUGAAUUCACCGUGAACAAUGGUCUCCUGCCUUCAACUUGUUGCGAACCGCACGCCGAAAACAUGUGCCAGUUUCACGGAAUUCAAUCUAGAAAAGUUUUUACUCAGGGGUGCAAGCAUUUUGUCGAGACGACGACGAAUUUAUAUCUCAUUGCAAUUAUGGCUAGCAUCACGGCCAUCGCUCUGUUAACUUUCCAUAAUUUGAAACAGUGGAAAGAUGUCAGCGUCAGUGAAGUGCCUCCAGAUCAGUGUUUCCAUACUCUGCAUCCUACUCAUGUUGGCAACAUAGUCACAAGUGCAAUCAUCGUUGCGGUUGCAAUUUUUGGACUUCUUGGGGCCAUUAUGAAGAAUUCAUGCCUACUCAUCAUUUACUGCAUAGUUUUGGCCUGUACCUUAGUGAUCUGCAUCAUCUUCAUAGUAGCCACCUUGUUUUUCGGCAGCGUGUUGUCAUCCAUAGUGGUGCAGGCAAGUUUCCCGCAAAUGAUUAAAAAUUAUAAAGAUCCAGGCACGAAGAAAACAAUCGAUGAUUUUCAAAAGAAGUAUCUAUGUUGCGGAUACGAAAGCUUUGAAGACUUCUGGAUAGAUGAAUUAUCGCCUGAGUUUACUAGAAAAAAUAAUUAUUUGCCGAAGUCAUGCUGUGGAUCUAGUGUUAGAACGUGCCAACAUUUGGAUUCUACGCUUUUCAGCAAACCAUGUAAGCCAUUUGUCGAUCAGUCAAUGGCUAAAGUCGUCCCAUGGGCUUUUUAUUUAAUAGCAAUUGUCUUUGGCAUCAUAGCUCUUUCUGUACUUAUCUCUUUGAUACUUGCCUCGAUUCUGACCAGCAAAAUUCGAAGCGGAUACGGAAUGGCUUGA
Molecule: messenger RNA, 1290 nt
Organism: Helobdella robusta
Lineage: Eukaryota; Metazoa; Annelida; Clitellata; Rhynchobdellida; Glossiphoniidae
Exons: 14
Coding region: 115-1290 (391 amino acids)
Cellular component (GO): membrane
Source: RefSeq, a predicted model, not a curated record